Salvia miltiorrhiza (redroot sage) is the source of this 2193-nucleotide messenger RNA. RefSeq lists its product as uncharacterized. Bases 149 to 2035 code for a protein of 628 amino acids. Gene Ontology annotation, cellular component: mitochondrion. Gene Ontology annotation, molecular function: ATP binding; ATP hydrolysis activity; zinc ion binding. The transcript has 8 exons. Lineage: Eukaryota; Viridiplantae; Streptophyta; Magnoliopsida; Lamiales; Lamiaceae. Gene Ontology annotation, biological process: mitochondrion organization. The record is from RefSeq and is a predicted model, not a curated record.
GCUGCUCUUCCUCAAGACCUCCUAUGGCGUCUUCACCAAAACCCUCUUUUCUUAACCAUCAAGCAAUCAUUACUCGCUCUUAAUUUCAAUUCCCAUUUAUGCGACAAACCACGAAACACCACAUUUUUAAUUAAGUGCCGUCGAGAUUAUGGCAAAAAAGUGUGCAUCAGGGAUUCUAGCCUCGCUAACCUACGCUGCUUUCGGCGUCGACGAAGCCCACGCAGAUGGGCAUUUCAGCUUUUCGCCAUUCUCUUAUUCAACGGCUGAGGGGGAGGCUCCGGAGCCGGCUCAGCCGCCGGCAGACGAGCCGCAACUGGUUCGCAAUAAUAACCCGAGGACGACGUCAGCCGGGUUCGACCCGGAGGCCUUGGAGAGGGGUGUUGAGGCUUUGAAGGAGAUUACUAGUUCUCAACAUGCUAAGAAGGUGUUUGAGGUGAUGAAGAAGCGAGAAGAUACAAAACAGCAAGAAUUAAGCUCAAAAGCUAUGGAGUUCAAGGCAAUUCAAGCUCAAGCUGACACUGAGAAACAAGCAAUAGUCUAUGAUGAACAGAAAAAGCUAACUCAACAAAAAGCACAAAUAAAAUCACAGAUGGCUAGAUAUGAAGAUGAAUUGGCCAAGAAAAGAAUGCAGGCAGAGAAUGAACAUCAAAGGGGUAGAAAUCAAGAACUUGUAAAAAUGCAAGAGGAAUCGGCUCUGAGGCAAGAGGCUGCUAGACGAGCAAGUGAAGAACAGAUUCAAGCACAGCGUCGUCAGACUGAAAGAGAGAAGGCUGAGAUAGAACGUGAAACUAUUAGGGUCAGGGCUAUGGCAGAAGCAGAGGGAAGAGCCCAUGAGGCCAAGCUUGGAGAGGAUGUCAGCAGACGAAUGCUAGUUGAACGUGCAAAUGCAGAGCGAGAGAAAUGGGUUGCUACUAUUAACACCGCAUUUGAUCACAUUGGAGGAGGGUUACGGGCUAUUUUAACAGAUCAGAAUAAGAUGGUUGUAGCGGUUGGAGGGGUAACAGCUCUAGCAGCAGGCAUCUACACGACAAGAGAAGGUGCUAGGGUGGUUUGGAGUUACGUGGAUCGAAUAUUAGGACAACCAUCUUUGAUCCGAGAAUCUUCCCGUGGUAAAUACCCAUGGUCUGGGCUGUUUUCACGCGGCAUAAGCACCCUUUACCGAGGUGGUAAUGCAGGUUCUGGCUCACAAAGCAGAAAAGGUUUUGGAGAUGUUAUCUUACAUCCUCGCCUCCAGAAACGGAUUGAGCAUUUGGCUAGUUCAACUGCACAUACAAAAGUUCAUAAGGCACCAUAUAGAAACAUGCUUUUCUAUGGACCACCAGGAACAGGGAAGACGAUGGCUGCUAGGGAGCUUGCCCGCAAAUCUGGGCUCGACUAUGCACUGAUGACUGGAGGUGAUGUUGCGCCACUGGGCUCUCAAGCUGUUACCAAGAUACACCAGAUGUUCGAUUGGGCCAAGAAAUCUAACAAGGGUUUGUUGCUUUUCAUUGAUGAAGCAGAUGCCUUCUUGUGCGAGCGGAAUAAAACCUACAUGAGUGAAGCUCAGAGGAGCGCGCUGAAUGCCCUUCUGUUCCGUACGGGUGACCAGUCCAAGGAUAUAGUCCUCGCUCUUGCAACGAACCGCCCUGGUGAUCUCGAUUCAGCUGUUUCAGAUCGUAUUGAUGAAGUCCUAGAAUUCCCUUUGCCUGGUGAAGAUGAGCGUUUCAAGCUGCUUAACUUGUACCUGGACAAGUACAUAGCACAAGCAGGGGCAAGAAAGCCGGGGCUCUGGGCCAAGUUAUUCAAGAAGCAGCAAAACAGAAUAGAGAUGCAAGGGCUCAACGACGAAAUCAUUAAGGAAGCUGCUGCAAAGACGCAAGGUUUUUCUGGAAGAGAGAUCGCGAAGCUUAUGGCAAGCGUUCAAGCAGCGGUGUACGGUAGUCAGAAUUGCGUGUUGGAUUCCAAUCUGUUUCGCGAGGUGGUAGAUUACAAAGUUGCAGAGCAUUAUCAAAGGAAGAAACUUGCUGGAACUGAAGAGGAACCACUUUUUGCCUAACCAAUUCCACCACUUGAAAUCAAAUAUGAAUCAUAUGCUUCUUUUUCCUCUCAAUGCGAGGAAGUUUUGGUGUAGCUUUAGCAUAGUAUUCGUUAGCCUCAUUGAUUUAAAUACGUUGUUACCACCAAUAGUGAAAUCAUUGAUAUAAUUUUUUCUCA